UUUCCUUGCUUCCAUUGCAACACUGGGGUGUGGCGUAGAUUACAGACUAGAAUACAAAUACCCACAGACUUCCUGGAUGAAUCAGAGUAAGAUUACACAGUCUCUUUCAACGCCAUGUCUGAGUGGAAGCAGAGGUGUGAGUCUGAGUGGAACCUGCAAGGCGCACCGAUGCCCGGCAGCCUUGACUGGAAGUCCGUGUUUGACGCCAGACCGCUGGGGAGGAAUUUACUGAAGAACCCUUCACCUCACGGAUUGAGUAAGGACACCCCUCCACCUGAUCCUGAUCUGCCUGAAUUUCCAACACAUGGACCUCCACGAUUCCAACCUGAUGGCGACUUCAGUGACUGGACCACGAGCCUGGAAGUCCUCCCCUAUGAUAUGAGUGGAAUCCCAGAAGGUGCCGUGGUCUGUGAAUUACCUCAAUGCAGCUGGUUCACCAUGGAGCAGGUAGUGGACCUGAAGGCAGAGGGAUUGUGGGAUGAGCUGCUGGAUGAGUUUCAGCCUGAAAUCCUCAUCCAAGACUGGUAUGAGGAGAGUCAGCUGCAUGCUUCCAUCUACCAGCUGCAGGUGAAGCUACUGGGUGCUGACAAAAGCACAGUGAUCUCAGAGCACAGUGUCAACCCUAGUGAGGACCUCAGCAACUACUCACACAACUGGAAGGAGGUGUCACAUGUGUUCUCCGGCUAUGGACCAGGGGUGAGAUAUGUCCACUUCCAGCACCGCCUGAAGAGCCAGUUCAUGAUGGAGUUCUACACCACGCUGUUCACCGGCAGCUCGGUGAUGGUCAGACCAACCAAAACCAGCUCCUAGGCUGACUCUUCUGAAACUGUAAAGACUUAGUUGUUCGAAUAUUCCAUGUAAUCAUCUAUAAAGUAACAACACAUACAAAUAUUGUCUUUUACAAAAGUGAUCAUAUUUUUGAUUUGAAUGUCUUUACACAUUACAGAGUUUGCAAUAAUUAAUAAUGGAUUGUGUUGAAUAAUUUAGCUAAUUUAUGCAUAUUUAGUUCAAUUAAUUGUUUUAUUUUGCAUUCCCUUGCAUUUCCAAAAUGAAAGGCAAAUGGAAUUAAGUUUUUGUUUUUUUAGGACACCAUACACUGUUGUGUGUAAUAAAAAAACACAUUUUUAACCUCACA
Messenger RNA from Notothenia coriiceps (black rockcod), 1135 nucleotides. RefSeq names its product P1, F-box associated domain containing (gene nccrp1). The transcript is spliced from 6 exons. Lineage: Eukaryota; Metazoa; Chordata; Actinopteri; Perciformes; Nototheniidae. Gene Ontology annotation, cellular component: cytoplasm; SCF ubiquitin ligase complex. Gene Ontology annotation, molecular function: ubiquitin protein ligase activity. The record is from RefSeq and is a predicted model, not a curated record. Gene Ontology annotation, biological process: glycoprotein catabolic process; SCF-dependent proteasomal ubiquitin-dependent protein catabolic process; ERAD pathway. The coding region runs from base 115 to 810 and encodes 231 amino acids.